Messenger RNA from Helianthus annuus (common sunflower), 948 nucleotides. RefSeq names its product elicitor-responsive protein 1. The record is from RefSeq and is a predicted model, not a curated record. The transcript is spliced from 4 exons. Lineage: Eukaryota; Viridiplantae; Streptophyta; Magnoliopsida; Asterales; Asteraceae. The coding region runs from base 27 to 674 and encodes 215 amino acids.
UCCACCAACUUAUCAAUAUCAUCCUCAUGUAUAUGGCAAAUCUACUUGAAGUUACUGUUGUUGGCUGCAAUAAGCUGAAAGACACAGAAUGGAUAUCAAGACAAGAUCCUUAUGUUUGUGUUGAAUACGGUAAUACCAGAAACCGCACUCGUGUUUGUACAGACGGAGGCAAGAACCCUACGUUCCAAGAGAAAUUUGUAUACACCAUGAUUGAAGGAUUAAGAGAGUUAAACGUUAUGGUUUGGAACAGCAAUACCAUCUCACGCGAUGACUUCAUCGGCAGUGGAAAGGUGCACUUAGUAAAGGUUAUUUCUGAGGGAUACGACGAUAGCUCUUGGCCGUUGCAGACUAAAAAUGGCAGGCAUGGUGGCGAGGUACAAUUAAUAAUGCAUUAUUCGGGUGCCAAUGCAAACAAUUAUUUGCCAUCAGCAAGUGCACCACAUGUGUCUAUGUACUCUGCACCGCCGCAGUCUUACUCCAUGAUUUAUCCACCUGUCUCUACCGGAGCUUAUCCUAUGCCACCAGUAUACCCGCCAUACCCUCCAGCUCAGCAGCCAUAUGGCUCCCACUAUUCUCAUGGUUCUUUAUAUCCAGGAGGGUAUACUCUAUACCGAGGCACAAUUCCUACUAAAGGUGAUGCAGAUGCUAUUGACAUUAGGUUCACGUAUAUAUAAGAAAUUAAUAUCGUUUUAUUGAUUAGAUUUUGAUUAAAAGAGGUUUACCAAAGUAGCUCUAUCACACGUCAAUGAGGCUAGUUAUUGAAUCGUGUUGUAUGGCAAAGUGUUUGUAAGUAUAUAUUGUAAGUUUGAUGAUCUCAGCCAUUCCAUUCGUUGUAUGCUAGUAGUAAUAUGCUAGCUAGGAAAUUGGAUAAUUUGUAUUCCUUGUUGUGUUAAUUAUAGCUCUAAGUAUUGAAUGCUAGACGUAUGUUCAAGUAAAACACAUAUAACG